AUGGUUGCCGACAUCUCAGAACCGACGCACUUUCCAGUGAUCAUCAUUGGAGGCGGUGCUUGUGGGCUGACUCUGUCCAGCUUCCUCUCUGACUAUGGCGUGUCGCAUGUGCUGUUUGAACGCCAUGAAGCGACAUCCUACCUACCCAAGGCGCACUACAUUAAUCAGCGAACGAUGGAGAUCUACCGGCAGCACGGGCUAUCCGAGGCCAUUUACAAAGAAGCCUCGCCACAGCAGAACAUGUGCCAGAUGCUGUGGCAGAGUUCCCUGGGAGGCGACGGGCCGUUUGACCAAAAGAAGUUUGGAAGCCUGCAGUGUUUCGGUGGUUACGAGGGAACCGCUAUGCAUGAGACCUACAAAACGCAGUCACCCACGCUCCCGUGCAAUUUGCCUCUGAUCCGAACUGAGCCUAUCCUCCGCCGGGUUGCCGAAGAGAGAAACCCACGAAAUAUUCGUUUCGGCCAUACUGUCACGGAGAUUCAAGACGACGGCCGGCAGGUCCUGGUCACAGUGGUAGACUCAAGCAAUGUCACCAGCCACUACCGUGCCGACUACCUUGUUGGAGCCGAUGGAGGCAAGACCGUUGGACCACAUAUUGGGGCGGUGAUGGAAGGCCGCAAACGACUGCAAGACAAGGUGUCUGUGCAUUUCAAGGCCGACCUGUCUAAGUAUUGGGAUGGCGGUACAAUCACACACAGUGGUGCGCUCGUCGUCACUGGUCCGACAUGGGGAAAGCACUCGGAAGAAUGGUCCAUUCAUUUCGGUCAUCGCAUGGACGAUCCGGAACGGUUCAACGAGGAAAACCUGGUGCCGCGACUACGCGGCCUGCUAAAGAUCCCGGAUCUGGAGCUGGAGAUCCUGAACAUCAGCCAUUGGAUCCAGGAGCGCGUUCUCUCGAGUAAAUACCAAGAAGGCAGGCUAUUCCUCGCAGGAGAUGCAGCACAUCGCCAUCCCCCUACAACGGGCUUGGGCAUGAACACAGCCGUGACAGAUGCUCACAAUAUUGCGUGGAAGCUUGCUUUGGUGUGCAGCGGUCACUCCAGUCCUAAACUCUUGGAUACGUAUUCCAGGGAGAGGAGACCUGUUGGCCAGAGAAACUGCGAUUGGGCCGCCUUCACUACAGACAACAGAAGGGUUCUCGACGCGGCCAUCGGCAUGAUCCCUGGCCAAAUCGAAGCCAACGUGGCGAGAUUCCAACGGCUGUUCGACGACUCGGAGAUGGGCAAAACCGAACGAGCCCAGGUCCAACGAAUCCUGCAAAGUCAAGACAUCGAAUUCUCUGCGUCUGAAAUUGAGCUGGGAUACCGCUACGAGGACGGUGCCACCAUUAGUGAUGGCAGUCCUCCUCCUGCAUCAGACCCUCUCGGUCAACGCUACAUCCCCACGACGCGGCCCGGACAUCGUCUGCCACACGUCUGGUUAGCGAAGGGAGACGAAGCCGUGUCCACGCACGACCUGGUCGGGAGCUUGGCUAGAUUCGUCUUGAUCACGGACGAACAUGGGGAUGACUGGAUCUCGGCGGUCGCGAAGCUGCGUAAUUCUUCACUUGAGAUUGUGGGCGUCCAGAUUCCGACUGACGACGACCAAGCAGCCACUACUUUUGAGUAUAGGGACACAGAGAAAAAGUGGAAUAGUCUUCGUGGGAUUGAGAAUGGAGGGGCGAUCUUGGUCAGGCCUGAUAAUUUUGUCGCGUGGCGAUCGAGGGGCGCGAGUGUCGACCAAGGCAGAGAAUUGGUCGCUGCACUCGAGACUCUGCUGGGGAAGUCACUAUAA
Molecule: messenger RNA, 1773 nt
Organism: Fonsecaea monophora
Lineage: Eukaryota; Fungi; Ascomycota; Eurotiomycetes; Chaetothyriales; Herpotrichiellaceae
Exons: 5
Coding region: 1-1773 (590 amino acids)
Molecular function (GO): FAD binding
Source: RefSeq, a predicted model, not a curated record